CAUACCUCUCAUUUCUUUAUCAGGAAACCAAAGGAAGAGCCAUAGUACAGCUUAAAGAAUCCUGGAUUUGAAUUUCAAAUUUGUUGCUAACUAUCUGUGUGAAGAUGGGAAGACUAAGGCCCAGAGCAGAUUAGUAAAAGUAAUGUUUGUCAUACCAACUUCACCAUACAUGUGUGAGAAAAUAGCUUUGGAAAUCAUACAGAGACAGUCCAUAUGAGGAUUUGGACAUCUAGGCUCCCAGAAAUGAAGCUUCUUGAAAUCUGCUUGAUUUAUCGCAGGCUUAUCCUCAUCAUCCUCACCCUGCUGCUUUUAUUGCCACUGCCUUUAAUAAUCCAAACCAAAGAAGCAGAAUGUGCAUAUACCCUCUUUGUUGUUGCCAUAUUUUGGCUCACAGAAGCUGUACCUCUGUCUAUAGCAGCUUUGCUGCCUGCCUUAAUGUUCCCCUUGUUUGGUAUCAUGCCUUCUAAGCAGGUGGCAUCUGCUUAUUUCAAAGAUUUUCACCUAUUGCUAAUUGGAGUCAUCUGUUUGGCAACAUCAAUAGAAAAAUGGAAUUUACACAAGAGAAUAGCUUUAAGAUUGGUGAUGAUGGUGGGUGUGAACCCUGCAUGGCUUACGCUGGGGUUCAUGAUCAGCACUGCCUUCUUGUCUAUGUGGCUUAGCAACACCUCUACUGCUGCCAUGGUGAUGCCCAUCGUAGAGGCUGUAGCUCAGCAGAUCAUCAGUGCUGAAGCAGAGAUUGAUGCCACACAAAUGACUUAUUUCAGUGGAUCUACCAACAAUGGAUUCGAAAUUGAUGCAAGUGAUAAUUUCCCUGAAAAAAAUGAGCUGAAAGAAAAAGCCCCUCCAAUUUCAAGACACAAUAAUGAUGCAAGGAAAACUUUGGGCAAGAUGGAAAUGGAAAAGAAUUCAGAAGCUGGAAGAAGAUAUCGGACAAAGAAGGACCACAUGAUGUGCAAAUUGAUGUGUCUGUCCAUUGCUUAUUCUUCUACCAUUGGAGGGCUGACCACUAUUACAGGCACAUCUACCAACUUGAUCUUUGCUGAGCAUUUCAAUUUCCGCUACCCAGAAUGUCAGUGCAUCAAUUUUGGAUCUUGGUUUAUGCUUUCCUUUCCUGUUGCAGUUAUUCUUCUUUUCUUGUCCUGGAUCUGGCUUCAGUGGCUUUUCCUAGGUUUCAAUUUUGCAGAAAUGUUCAAAUGUGGCAAGACCAAAACAGCCAAAGAACAAGCCUGUGCUGACGUUAUUAAGGAAGAGUACCAAAAACUUGGACCAAUGAGGUUUCAAGAAAUUAUAACCUUGAUCCUCUUCAGCAUAAUGGCCCUGUUAUGGUUCAGCCGAGAUCCUGGCUUUAUGCCUGGUUGGUCCUCACUUUUUCCAAAGUAUCCAGGCUUUGCUACAGAUUCAACUGUUGCCUUAACUAUAGGCAGCCUUUUCUUUUUGAUUCCAGCCAAGAAAUUGACUAAAAUGUCACCUACUGGAGAAAUCAUUGCUUUUGAUUACUCUCCGCUGAUUACUUGGAAAGAAUUCCAGUCAUUUAUGCCCUGGGACAUAGCUAUUCUCGUGGGUGGUGGGUUUGCCCUGGCUGAUGGCUGUGAGCAAUCGGGACUUUCUAAAUGGAUUGGUCAACAACUAACACCUCUGGGCUCAUUACCAGUUUGGUCAAUCAUCCUUAUAUCUUCUUUGCUUGUCACUUCUUUAACAGAGGUAGCUAGCAAUCCAGCUACCAUAACCCUUCUCCUACCUAUAUUAGCACCUUUGGCUGAAGCUAUUCAUGUGAACCCACUUUAUAUUCUGAUACCUUGUACUCUAUGUAUUUCAUUUGCAUUCCUCUUACCAAUGGCAAAUCCACCCAAUGCCAUUGUCUUUUCCUAUGGCCACUUGAAAGUCAUGGACAUGGUUAAAGCUGGUUUGGGCGUUAAUAUCAUUGGUGUUGCUGUAGUGAUGCUUGGUGUCUUCACAUGGGUGGUACCCAUGUUUGAUCUCCAUACAUACCCUAGUUGGGCUCCUGAAAUUACUAAUACUACAUUGCCAUGACCAUUGACCAGAAUGGAGUUUCUAACUGUUGUGUAGGACAUUUUUGAGAAACAUUAAGAAUACAUCAUAAAACUUGACAAUAAAUGGCUAAAUGGAGGAAUAUUUGAGGCAUCAAGACAAAGUGCAAGCCCUUCAAACUACAGUUGUUUUUGUAGGGAACAUAUCAGGUAUUCCUUCAUUUAGAAUUACUGUCAAGGAAACAUGUUGCAGUUUUGUGCUUGGGUUCAAAAAGCCCUGGGGUAAAAUCCUAACUCAAAUAUUAGCUCCUAUAACUCUGGACAAAGUAUUUAUUUAUUUUUUUUUGCCUUAGGCAGCACCCUAGGAGUUUUCUACUGAGAAUUCCAUGUUGAUGGAGUUCCAAUACAGAUACAAGGGAGCUUCCCUUUGCUAGAGAAAUCAUAGAUUAUUUAAGUAUACUUAAGUAUCAUGCUUACAGCAGGACCCACAACCCCAUUGGGAGGAAGUCAAUGCAGUUCUUUCUCCAUUACACUUAGCAUCAUCAAGCAACCCAUGAUUGACAUUGAACUUGAGUCAUUUUCUUUUGCUUUAUACAAAAGAAUUAGAUAUGAGUCAACUUGCUUUAUCCUCAGUUUGAGAUUUAGUUUAACAUUAUGAUUUGUAUUACAUAUUCACUUGAGGCACAGUGUAGCUAGAGACUUUGAUAUCUAUAUAUGUACAUAUAUAUUUAAAUUUUUAUAUAAUAUUUGAAGUAAAAAAUGUAAAAGUGGAGUAUGCAUCCUAACAUAAAACAUAAAAAUGGAAGUCAGGAAACAAUGGGAAUUCAAUCCUUGUUUCAUUUCUUCUCAAACAUGGUUAAUUAAGUUUAAUGUAAUCCAUAUCUUUAAUCAAUGUUAAGGAGUACAUUUUUCACAUGUGUGAACAAUAAGUCUUGCUAUGAUUUAGGCCACUAGUAUAACAUAUAUACCAAUGGAGGAAAUGCCAAACAAAAACAAUUCAUCAUAGGUUAUAAUCACCAUUUCAAAUUGCAUUUACUUUUUGUCCCGUAUCUCCCUGUUACUCAUCUUUUUUUUUUUUACAGAUGGAAAUACACAGAAUUUAAGGUCUCACUAGCUAUACAGACCUAAAUAUAAGUUCCAAAUUCAUUAAAAUAAUAGCUACAAUAUUAACUAAGAAGAGAAGGCAUAAACUAGCAAUUGAGAGAGAAAAAGGAAUAAAGUUCAAAAGCAAUAGAGGAAAAAUAGGUCAAGUGAUAUUUAUGUAAAAUGGGAAAUGCAAGCAAAGAAAGUUCAAGAGGAAGGUCAAGAAUGACAUUUUAUGGCAAGCUUGUAGAAGGGAGAAAGCAUGCUGAUUAAACUAAUGUUCAUGGGAGUGAGUAAAAAGCAAAGCUACUCUAAUAUGAUGAAACUAUAUAGAGAAAGUAAAAAAAAAAACUCAUCCUUAUUUGGCCAUUUAAAAUCUUUAGAUUUUAAAUUAAAUUAAAUUAAAAGUAUUUUGUUAGGCUUGGUCUUAUAAAAAUCAAGAUUACUACAGAAUUACUGGUAAAAUUACAUGCAUGUGAGUGAGUAUUUAAUUGUAAUAGUUAAAGGAUUUUUAAAAUGUACAUUUUAAAUUUUUGUAUUUAUCUCUGUGCAUCUUAUGUUAGGGUUAUCAGUGUAUUCAUGGAGAAAUAAAUCACUUUUUUUGCAAAA
Monodelphis domestica (gray short-tailed opossum) is the source of this 3680-nucleotide messenger RNA. It is a transcript of the gene SLC13A1, whose product is annotated as solute carrier family 13 member 1. Lineage: Eukaryota; Metazoa; Chordata; Mammalia; Didelphimorphia; Didelphidae. Gene Ontology annotation, molecular function: sodium:sulfate symporter activity. The record is from RefSeq and is a predicted model, not a curated record. Gene Ontology annotation, biological process: sulfate transmembrane transport; sodium ion transport. Gene Ontology annotation, cellular component: plasma membrane.